This is a messenger RNA of Momordica charantia (bitter melon), 1513 nucleotides long. Lineage: Eukaryota; Viridiplantae; Streptophyta; Magnoliopsida; Cucurbitales; Cucurbitaceae. The record is from RefSeq and is a predicted model, not a curated record.
ACCACUCCAAUUUCUUUUUUCUCAUCGAAGCGAUUGGAAUUUUUUGCUUUUGAAUUAUUCUGUAGCUGCAGAUUUAGGUUUCGAUGUAACUAUCUAGGGUUUCUGUUCUUUUGUUCUUUUCAAUAGAUGUUUGGGAUCGAUAUCUGCGGGAUUUUUUCAUUCAUUCUGAUCUAAACGCUUUCCUUGUUCGUAGAUCUACGAAUUGUUGGUGUUAUAUAAUGAGCCGACCACAAGAGCCACACCGGCCUUUCUUUCCUUUCGGAAAUCCUUUUCGUGCAAUAUCACCUAAGGGUUCCAAAUUGUCCUCUAGACUUGUCUUUUUGUUAGCCGCUUUUGAGGAUUCACUGGCAGAGAGGCUGAAAAAGCUUACUCCAAAAUCAGAUAAUGAUAUAGUUAGCUUCUCAUGGAUGGAAUUAGCAAUGAAGCUGCUGUGCGAGACUCACAAUGAUGUUAAAACACUUAUAGAAGACCUUGGUCUCCCUGUAUCUGACUGGGAGGAGAAAUGGUUAGAUGAGUAUUUGGGCAUCAGUGUGAAAUUACUUGAUAUAUGCAAUGAUUUUAGCUCUGAGCUCUCACAGUUGAAUCAGGGUCAACUGGUACUUCGGUGUGCCUUGCACAAUCUGGAAUCUACAUCUUCCAACCAGUUUGUUCAAGCUUGUUCUUCGUUAGAUGGAUGGAGUAAACAUAUUAGUUCCAGAACCUCCAGAUUCGAGAGCUGUUGUUCUAUUCUGGACAGUCUUGAGGAAUCGCUCGAUCCUCCGAAGGUGAAGAACUCAUCCAAAGGCAAGGUUCUGAUGCAUGUGAUGUACGGAGUGAAGGUGGAAACUCUGUUUAUUUGCAGUGUUUUUGCUUCUGUCUUCUCAGGUUCUUCCAAAAAGUUGUUUCCUAUCACUGUUCCUGAUACAUAUAGAUGGGCACAAGCUUUUACUGACUUACAGAAAAAUGUAAACGUGGGAAUUAAGAAAAUUUAUUCUAGUGGACGAUUUACUGUAUUGAGAGAGCUUGAAGCAGUUGAUGAGAGUGUAACAAAUUUGCAUUCCAUGAUUCAAGGAAAUAUAGAUGGUGGAAUUAAAGCAGAAGAAUUCCAGAAUUUGGUUGUAGAUUCGAGGAGGGAGGCAGAAAAGCUUUCACAAGGCCUUGAUCAUCUUACAAAACAAGUCGACGAGUUUUUCGACAUUGUUUUAUCGGGACGUGAUGCAUUGCUUUCAAAUCUUAGAGCAAGUGAGACAGUAUUUGAUCAGGGAAUGGGGGGGCUGUCUACAACAAGACAACUGUGAUGGAGAUGAGCUUGUUCCUUUAUAUAAAAGGGUUCAACUGGUUAUUUUCCUAUCUUUUGAUUGGCGAAUGUACACUAUCUUGUCUGGCUUGUCAUAGUAGUAUAGCUUGUGUAGUAAUGCUCUACGUUAUCUUUACUAUUUUUAUGGUUUGAUCAUGUAAUGUUGUACUGUGCAAUGAGAAUGAAAUGGAAAAGUAUGUCAUGUUCAAGUAAAAGGCUCACACCAGUUUAGCUUUC